CAGGAUCGAUCGGAGCGCGGCCGCCGGCCGGCCGGCGUUCGUCGUCGGAGUUGGCGUCCAUGGAGAGCACCGCGGGGCCGAGGAAGAGGCAGCAGGCCACGUCGUCGGCCUCUGGAUCCGUGGCCCCGCACUUGCCCGAGGAGCUCGUCCGGAACAUCCUCCUCUACCUGCCUUCCAGGUCCGUCCACCGCUGCCGCGCCGUUUGCAAGGUCUGGCUCCAGAUCGUCUCCGACCCCGAGUUCGCCGUCGACCACCACCGCCUCCAGCCCACGGUGCCUCUCAUCUGCUUCCUCCGCGGCGGCGCCCCCGCCGGUACCAAGGCGGAGACGGAGACGGAGACGACGACGGGCCCCGUGGACGUGGACUGCUGCGUCGACGCCUUCGACCUCGGCGCCGGCGGCAGUUUCCGUCCCGUCGUCCGCUUCACCGACAAGGAGGAGCGGUGCCGUGGCGGCUUCCACAUCCACGGCUCCUGCGACGGCCUCCUCCUCCUCAGCUUCGAGGACCGCUUCUACGUCUGCAACCCGGCGACGCACCAGUGGACGCGCCUCUCGACGCCGCUCCGCGCCUCGUGGUUCGCCGGCUUCUACCGCCACGACCCUACCGGAGAGUACCGUGCCAUGUUCUACCGGGGCCGGUGGCCCAGCGAGCACGAGGACUACUACAUCAUGGUGCCGGACUCCAGGAGAGGGAGGGGAAUCGGGCUGCCGGCGGAGAGAGACGGGUACAAGUUCAGGGGACAGCCGUAUGGCCCGCCGGUGCUGCGCCGCGGCCACCUCCACUGGAUGCCGCGGCAGACGGAAGCAGGCUACGGGAUACUGGCGUUCAACACGACCACCGAGGCGCUCACCGUCAUGUGCCCUCCUGUGGUUCGGGAGCACAUGUCGCUGGCUGAGGUGGGCGGCGAGCUCGCCAUGGUCAGUUGCGGCAACAACAAUGACACAAUGGUCGAGCUCUGGCUUCUCAAGGACUACGAGAAAGAGAUCUGGGUCUGCAAGCACCGGAUCCGGCUGCCGGCGGCGGUGAAGAUGAGCACCUUCACGUUCGAUGAGUCCUGGCGUAUGUUCUUCAUGUCAGAAGAGGGAGUUGUGGUAGUCACCCCAGAGCAGAAGCUGGUGCACUAUGACAUGAAUGGGACACUGCUGGAAACCUUCCCUUGCGAUAAUGGCCGCCAUCUCAAGAUUGCUCCGUAUACCUUCAAGGAAAGCCUCGUUCGACAUGAAUUCUUUGAGGCACAGGAUUGCAAUGCCGGUGAUCAUGAAGAUGAACCAGAACUACAACCGCCAUUCUUCCAGGGGCUGUAGGCUCUGUGGUGACCUCCUGUGGACCUUGGUUGGAGUUGAUCGAUCAGCAGUUCAUGCUUCAGAGUUCCCAUAUUACAAUUUACAGCCUCGAUCACUAGACGAAGUGAGAGUAAGCUAGCUUUUCUUCUGCAUCCCUUUUAUGUUCAUCAGUAAUGUCACUAUGUUUGUCUCCUCGAUGGGAGGCGGCAUUGUGCAAACAGAUUCGCAUCUCUUAUUAGUUCGAUGUUCCAAAACUAUUUCUGUUGAAGUUUUUGAGUAUUCCUGAACAUUUGUUAAUGUAAAAGGCUGAGUUUAUGCUUCUUGGAAUAAUGCAAUAUAAUGUACUUUCUGGACAUGGUGGCGGCUGUUCGAUUUAUUUUCAACUAUUCUACUA
Molecule: messenger RNA, 1677 nt
Organism: Sorghum bicolor (sorghum)
Lineage: Eukaryota; Viridiplantae; Streptophyta; Magnoliopsida; Poales; Poaceae
Product: F-box/kelch-repeat protein At3g23880
Exons: 1
Coding region: 60-1304 (414 amino acids)
Molecular function (GO): protein binding
Source: RefSeq, a predicted model, not a curated record